AUGAUGCUAUUAGGCAACGAGAAAUUAGUUCAGGAGGCCAGGAAGCUUGUGAGUGCCUACGGCUUAGAAGCAGUUGAAGUGUGCCUCCACAACAUCCGCAAUGACAAGGAAUUGGGAAGAGAAAAAGGUCUUUCGGACGAGACGAAUGCCAUUGAAGACCCUGAAGUCGUUCCAGCUUCACCCGCUCCAACUCCGGCCCCUCCCAAGUCAGACGACAUAUCCCUCGCUUCAGUACUUGCUACUGCUACGAGCAUAAACAAGGAUCUUGACAAGGCUCUACAGCUUGUUCAAGACCGCAACAAGAAAGCUUCUGCGACUGUGGGUUUUCAGAUGAACUCCAGUGAUGACCGUAAAGUCAUGGCGGCCAUAAUCGACGCAUCCUUCGAUUCUCUCUUUGCUAUUGACUUGAAUGGCUGCAUUCAAUUCGCAAACCAAACGGCUGCACAGGUCUUUGGCUACGAAAAGGAAGAGUUGAUCGGCAGUAACAUCUCUUGCAUUGUCGGGGGUGGCCAUGCUGCUUCUCAUGAUGGAUACCUCCAAAAGUACAAGGAAACAGGGGUCACCAACUUGAUGGGAUCAAUGCGAGAAGUACAAGCAAGGCGCAAAGAUGGAACAGAGUUUCCAGUGAAGCUGGGCAUCAAGAGAGUGUAUCGACAAAACAACGACUUGCUUGUGGCUUUCAUUCGGGAUAUCACUGAGCAGAAGAAAGCUGAGGCACUGCAAUCCAAAGUACAAGAAGACCAAAAAGUGAGGGCUGCCAUCUUGGAUGCUUCCUUUGAUGCCAUGUUUGCCAUUAAUCUGGAGGGCAAGAUUGAGCUGGUGAACCUGGCUGCUAUCAAGCAGUUUGGAUAUGAUAGCCAAGAAGGCCUUGUUGGCAACAACAUUGACAUGAUUGUUGGUGGGGGGCAUGCCAGAUCUCAUAAUCAGUACCUGAAAAAGUACAAGGACACAGGCGUUGAAAGGCUGAUGGGAACCCUCAGAGAGGUCAAGGGCAAACGCAAGGAUGGAUCUGAGUUCCCUUGCAUCAUUGGAAUCAAGAGAGUUGACAGGAAUGGCAGUAGUGAUAAUCCUCUCAUGGUGGCCUUCAUUCGGGAUAUCACCAAGCAGAAGGAAGCAGAUGCACUCCAGUUGAGAGUCCAGGAAGACCAAAAGGUCAGGGCUGCCAUCUUGGAUGCCUCCUUUGAUGCCAUGUUUGCCAUUGAUCUGGAGGGCAAGAUUGAGCUGGUGAACCUGGCUGCUAUCAAGCAAUUUGGAUAUGAUAGCCAAGAAGACCUUGUUGGCAACAACAUUGACAUGAUUGUUGGCGGGGGACACGCUACAAACCACGAUAAAUAUUUGAAGAACUAUCAUCAAACUGGGGAAAAUCGUUUUGUUGGCUCCAUGAGAGAAGUGAAGGGCCGGCGGAAAGAUGGAUCAGAGUUCCCCUGUGUCAUUGGCAUCAAGAGAGUGAAUCGAAUUGAUCAAGGGAAUCCGCUAAUGGUGGCAUUCAUUCGAGAUAUCACGCAACAGAAGGAAAUGGAGCAUCUACAGUUAGCCUUGCAAGAUGAGAGGGUUCGAUCGGCAAUCUUGGACACAUCCUUUGAUUCGCUGUUUGCAACCAGCCCCGAUGGAAUCAUCCACAUGGUGAACAGAGUGGCUGUGGACGUUCUUGGGUACAAAAAUGAAAACGAACUACUUGGCGAGGAUGUCAAGAACAUUGUCAUUGGUUGGAAAGGUCAACUGAAGCAUUACCAAAAUACUGGCGAGAGACAACGUGCUGGUUCGGAGUUGGUCAUGCUACGCAAAAAUGGUGAUGAAAUUCCAGUGUUGAUGUGCAUCGAGCAGAUCGAAUUUGAGGAUAGAGAGCCACUUCUCGUUGCUUUUGUGCACGACAUCACGGAACAGAAGAAAGCCACAGAGCUCGAGCUUGAGGUCCGAGCAGCAGAAGAACUUCUUUGCAACAUGCUGCCAGAAGAGAUUGCAGAUCGCUUGAAGCUCGAUCCCCAACAUCUCGCAGAUCAUCACGACAAGGCGACCAUUUUGUUUGCCGGUAAGUUGGUACCACUGGUACAAGGUUGGGAGCCACUUGAAACACUGUCACUCGCUCCAGUUACCACGAAGAGCGGUCUCACAUCUUUAAAUUUCGUCAUGGUAUGGACGACAGAUAUCGUGGGGUUCACGGCAAUGUCGAGCAAAAUGGAACCAGGGGAACUGGUCAAGGUACUCAACGAUUUGUUCACUCGCUUUGAUCAUUUGGUCGAGCGCUACGGUCUGAACAAGGUGAAGACGAUAGGCGACUGCUACAUGGUGACCUCCAUCCCUUCGUACCAAGAUCCUGAUAGCGCCGUGGCCGCCAUGUGUCACUUUGCUCUUGAUAUGAUUGAUGCCUUACGCGACUUCAACGGCGAAAAUCCGGUGAACAAUCUGGACUUGCGGGUUGGUAUCAACACUGGUCCGGUUGUUGCCGGCGUGGUGGGAACCUCUCGUUUUCUUUACGACCUAUGGGGCGACGCUGUGAAUCUGGCGUCUCGUAUGGAGAGUACGGGAAUCCCAUCGCGGGUUCAGGUGACCGAAUCUGUCGUCAGCGCUGUGUGCAAAGAUGAGUUCGAGUUCGAGUCACGUGGUGAAGUUGAGGUAAAAGGGAAGGGUCUUGUUUCGACUUACUUCUUGGAAAGCAGGCUAAAGCCGAGCAGCGAGUACGUGAUGGAUGGGUAUGUGGAAGAUCUUGCUGUUGUCGAGACCCGCCGGGGAAGACGCAGCCUCAAUGAUAGUGUCCGACGAAGGAGCACACUUCAAGGGGCGCUGCGAGCUGUGCAAACCCAAAUGGAGGCAUUCAAUGAUUCCAGACUUUGGGCGCACAACUCGAACGGUGCCAGCGUUUGCAAUGCCGCGAGUAUGGGAUCGAGAGAGAGUAGCAUGACGGAUAUUAGUACUGUUGGCCUGACGGCAUAG
Seminavis robusta is the source of this 2931-nucleotide messenger RNA. NCBI's taxonomy places the organism in Eukaryota, Bacillariophyta, Bacillariophyceae, Naviculales, Naviculaceae. The record is from the annotation of a GenBank genome assembly.